Messenger RNA from Rangifer tarandus platyrhynchus (Svalbard reindeer), 348 nucleotides. The record is from the annotation of a GenBank genome assembly. Lineage: Eukaryota; Metazoa; Chordata; Mammalia; Artiodactyla; Cervidae.
AUGGCUGGCACGGUGCUCGGCGUGGGGGCCGGCGUGUUCCUCCUUGCCCUGCUCUGGGUGUCCGUGCUGGUGCUGUGUGUCCUGCUGUCCAGAGCCUCGGGGGUAGCUAGGUUCUCUGUCAUUUUCGCGUUCCUCGGUGCUCUGAUCAUCACAACCAUUCUGUUGCUCUUCCCUCGAGCCAGUGAAGUCCCAGCCCCCGAGGCAGAGAUGAAGAUUAUAGAUGCCUUUUUCAUUGGCCGCUAUGUCCUGCUGGCUUUCCUCACUGCUGUCUUCCUUGGAAGCCUUUUCUUGGUUCUAAUCCAUCACAUCCUGGAGCCAAUCUAUGCCAAACCACUGCGGUCUUCCUGA